Cladophialophora psammophila CBS 110553 is the source of this 909-nucleotide messenger RNA. RefSeq lists its product as uncharacterized. Gene Ontology annotation, biological process: inositol phosphate biosynthetic process. Gene Ontology annotation, cellular component: nucleus. Gene Ontology annotation, molecular function: ATP binding; inositol-1,3,4,5,6-pentakisphosphate 2-kinase activity. The record is from RefSeq and is a predicted model, not a curated record. Bases 1 to 909 code for a protein of 302 amino acids. The transcript has a single exon. NCBI's taxonomy places the organism in Eukaryota, Fungi, Ascomycota, Eurotiomycetes, Chaetothyriales, Herpotrichiellaceae.
AUGCGUCUCCGCAAAGACCUGCCCUUCACGCAACCCGCUGUGCAAGCCAUGUCCGACUUUCAGAACCGUAUCGCACCGCUUUUCAACGAAAAGCACAAGGCCUUGCUGAUGGAACAGGCGCUGUAUAUGCUCACGCCAGAAAUGGUGAGCAAGUCCAACAACGAAUUAAAAGAGAUUGACAGUGUGGAUUUAUCUGCCCUCUCAUCGGAAGAUGUCAAGGGGAAACACAUCCGGCAUCAUCAUAGACGCCAUGUCUACCUCCCACCGUACGAGAACGAGCAAUAUGGGAUUUUGAUGCCAAACUUGCAGGGUCCUGGGGUUGAUUGGUUGGUCGAGUUCAAGCCGAAAUGGCUGGUGCAGAGCCCCAGUGCGCCUGCAGACGCGAGAAAUUGCAGGACGUGCGCGCUGAAUACCAUGCGCAGAGAGGCCGGGGCUCAUCAAGGGAGAGGAGACUCGGGAUUUUGCCCUUUGAACCUGCUGGUAGCUGAUGGCGUGGUGUUGGAGCGAGCGCUGAUGAAUAUCUGGCCACUCAAGGAUGGGAUCGACCAAUUUGUAGCGGCGUUCAGAGAGAAGGUCCAACCUGCUUUGAGACAUUUACAGACUCUUCAAGAAGAACAUGGGGCGGUGGGAUUGGACGAUUUUCUCCAUCCCGAUGGCAAGGACUUUGGCGUGGCCAUGGCACUGAGGGAUUGCAGCGUCUUUCUAGCUCUAAGGCGAAGAACCGACUCGGACGACGGAGGAGUCGAGAUUAUAGACGUCAGGCUCGCCGACUUGGAUUUGAAGACGAGCGAGGCAGGAAAGGUCCAGAAAUGGGCCGCCAUGGAGCAGGAGCUGCUGGCUGGCGGUUGGUACCAGAAGCUCGACGGGUCGAAUUGUGCGUUAAGCCGUCCAAUUCUGUCACAAGCAUAA